This is a messenger RNA of Rhineura floridana, 1884 nucleotides long. RefSeq names its product 60 kDa lysophospholipase-like. The record is from RefSeq and is a predicted model, not a curated record. Gene Ontology annotation, molecular function: protein binding; asparaginase activity. Gene Ontology annotation, biological process: amino acid metabolic process. Lineage: Eukaryota; Metazoa; Chordata; Lepidosauria; Squamata; Rhineuridae. The transcript is spliced from 16 exons. The coding region runs from base 1 to 1884 and encodes 627 amino acids.
AUGCCUCCUUCUGCCCUCUCCGCUUCUCCUGACGUCCUGAGUGCGCAACUGCGGCUGAGACACUCUUCCUUGAGCCUUGAGAGCUUGUGGGGCUCACCAGAGGCCUGCCUUCCCAAGGAGGAGGCUAGAGCCUGGGUGCUGGUGCUCAACACUGGGGGUACCAUUGGCAUGGGGGGCACUGAGUGUGAAGGGCUUGCUCCUCAGGCUAAGAAGUUAGUGAAAGCCUUGAAAAAAAUGCCUAUGUUGCAUGAUGAGGAAUAUGCAAAGGCAACAAAAGUCUACGAUUCCUGCGAGUUUGCAGACAGCACUUUGGUGCUUCCUCUCUCUAAAAGAAAGAAAAGAAUUAUCUACAGCAUUCUAGAGUAUUCACCACUGCUUGAUUCUUGUAACAUGACAACUGAUGACUGGGCUAAGAUCCCGAAGGAUCUUGAGACCUACUACGAACGCUAUGACGGGUUUGUGAUGCUUCACGGGACUGACACGAUGGCCUACACGGCUGCUGCUUUGUCGUUCAUGUGUGAGAAUGUUGGAAAGACCAUUGUCUUGACAGGAUCUCAGGUACCUAUUUAUGAACUCAGGAAUGAUGGACGUUCCAACCUGCUGGGGGCACUGCUGAUUGCUGGACAAUUUGUCAUUCCUGAGGUGGGCCUCUAUUUUCACCAUAAGCUGUACAGGGGAAACAGGGUGACCAAGGUGGAUACUGGAACUUUUGAUGGAUUCUCCUCACCAAACGUGCCUCCCCUUGCAAAUGCUGAGGUGGAUAUAAAAAUUGACUGGGGAAUUGUAUGGCGAGCCAACACCACCAAGAAGUUUGAGGUCCACCACACCAAUAUGAACAGGAAUGUGGGGCUGCUGAGGAUCUUCCCAGGCAUUACUGCUACCACCGUGAGGGCUUUUCUUCAGCCUCCAAUGGAAGGGAUCGUACUGGAAACCUAUGGAUGUGGCAAUGCACCACACAACUGCCCCGAUUUGCUGGAAGAGCUCAGGCAAGCAACAGAGCGGAAUGUGGUGAUCCUAAAUUGCACUCAGUGCUUGCGGGGCUCUGUGGCUUCAACCUACGCAACUGGACAGGAUCUUGCUCAUGUUGGAGUAAUUUCAGGAGGUGAUAUGACACCUGAGGCAUCCUUGGCCAAGCUCUCCUAUGUGCUGGGCAAAAGGCAACUUACUUGGAAAGAGAAAAAGCAGAUGCUGGGUGACAGUCUUAGAGGAGAAAUGUCGUCAGUGCUCACUGGAACCGAUAGCUCCUUAAGGAACAUGAAGUUUAUUAAAGUGAUGACCAAAUUUAUAAGUCUUAACUGCAAAGAGGAGCUUGGAGCUUUCCUUCCAUCUUUGGCUUGUGCUGCUGCUAAAGCGGAUGAUAUGGAUGCACUGAAAGACAUUGAGGAAGUGGGUGGUAACUUGAGUUGUGAAGAUUAUGAUGGCCGCACUCCACUUCAUGUUGCAUCAAGUGAAGGGCAUGUACAGCUAGCCAAGUACUUGCUGAAAAGUGGAGCGAGUGUUUAUGCUAAAGACAGAUAUGGUGCCACCCCACUGAUGAAUGCCAUUGAAUUCAGGCGCAUGGAAAUAAUACAGCUACUUCGGGAAACAGGAGCUCGCCUUUCCAGUGAAGAGAUGGAGAAUGCUGGAACCAAACUUUGCCUCCUUGCUGCUAAUGGAGACACUGAUGGACUGAUGGCUUGGCAUUUAGCAGGCAUAGACCUGGAAUGCACUGAUUAUGGUGGCAAAACACCUUUCCAAGUGGUCCAUCAAAAUGAACAUUCUGAACAAAUUUCUACUGGAAAAGUGUUGACUGGAUUUCUAAGUGAGAAAAAAAUAGGAGGACUGUUCUUCAGUUUCUUUAGUACGCACGUAGAGAAAAAGCAAGGCAAAGAUGGCAUUGGAUAA